Dipodomys spectabilis (banner-tailed kangaroo rat) is the source of this 8139-nucleotide messenger RNA. It is a transcript of the gene Cep192, whose product is annotated as centrosomal protein 192. Gene Ontology annotation, cellular component: cytoplasm; centriole; pericentriolar material. Gene Ontology annotation, biological process: centriole replication; protein localization to centrosome; centrosome-templated microtubule nucleation. The transcript is spliced from 46 exons. The coding region runs from base 253 to 7836 and encodes 2527 amino acids. Gene Ontology annotation, molecular function: protein kinase binding. The record is from RefSeq and is a predicted model, not a curated record. NCBI's taxonomy places the organism in Eukaryota, Metazoa, Chordata, Mammalia, Rodentia, Heteromyidae.
CUGGCCCCCGCCAUCUCCGCCUGUUCCUCCCAUGAAGGGUUUUGCUCAGUUCUGUGUUCCGGCUGUGGUGGGCUGGGUUUUGUGUACUGAAACAUGAGGUCCCUUUGGACACAGUCAUCUGGAAGACAGCUGCUUAUAUGACAAUACUUUCAUUGGCAUUUUCCAUCCUAAAGUCAUCCUACUGAUAUUUUUACUGCUUCUGAAUCAACUUUUUCUCAAAAAGUUCAGUUUUCUGGGCAAAUUUUACAUGAGAUGGAAGAUUUUCAAGGUAUAGCAGAAGAGUCAUUUCCAAGCUUUUUUACCAAUUCAUUACUUGGUAACAGUGAGAUUUUAGAAAAUGUCACUCUUUCUUCAAAUCUUGGCUUGCCUGUUGCUGUUUCCACGCUUGCUAGGAAUAGAUCCAUUGCUGAUAAUAGGUUUCCUGAUGUUCAGGCAUCAUACUUCAUAGAAGGGAGGUUUUCUGUUCCAUCUGCGUCAUCUCCCAGUUGCCAAAGUGAUACUGAACCAAGAGAAAGGUUAAAGCUUAGCUUCCAGGAAGAUGAGAAAAAGAUCUGUAAAGAAAGUCCACAUUUGUCAGAAGUUUUCACAAAACAGUCUACUUUUCAAAGUGAUACACCAAGAGCAGAAGAGGAGCAGGCUAAAAGUACAGCAUCCUUGCAGAGACAGGAUCUUUUGCAUAGUGUUUCACCCCUUGAACAAGUACCAGAUUCACCUGAUUUUUGUUUAAAAUCGUGGAUGAAUACUCAAGAGCAUAAGAUUGUUGUGCCUGAUGCUGGAAAAGAAGCCAAGACUCUAAACAGUGACUUAAACCAUGUUAGCUUCUUAGAAAAUGAAAAACUUAUGUCACUGGCCAGUUUGGAAGACUCUUCUGAUGAUGAUAUUAAUGAUGAAGAGUUUUAUGAUGAACAUUUGGAAGCUUAUUUUGAACAACUGGCAAUACCAGGAAUAAUAUAUGAAGACCUAGAAGAACGAGAAUCUUCAGAAAAAUAUUUUAAAUUACCCAGUCAGACAAAUGAAGACAGUAGCUUUAACUCUAAGUCAGAAUGUAGCAGUUCUCACCACGGUUCAAACUCUUUAAGAAGUUCUGAAACAGUUUGCAAGGAGUCUGAGGAAGCCCACACUUUUUGUCUACCUGGGACCAGUAAUUCUGUAGGUACUGUUGAUAGUACAAAACAGGAAGGUGGUAUGUUGUCAUUUUACCCUAGUAACUGGUGUGCUGAGAAGGAAAGGGAUGGAAGUUUGAAGGAUAUUUUUCCAGAUCAACACAGAGAAAUGGUAAGAGAAAACAUUCUGGAGAAGACUCUAAAUGCUACCAGUGAGAAACUUAACUCAAUUUAUUUUCAUACUACAAAUGCUGAAAAAAGUGAUUGUGACCAGACUGAUUUCAUAAAAGAUGGGGAAGAGUCUCCUCAUCAAAAUAAGCAUUUGCCAUCUGAUUUAGAAAGUGUUCUGCACAAGGAUAGAUGUUCACAUACAGAGACUCCUACAAUUUCAAUUAAGAAAGAUAUGGGCACUGAAUCUUCGAUGCCCACUAAUGAUGGCGGAAUCAACUCCACUAAUAAUCUUUGGUCAUCUAAUAGUGGAAGGAUAACCUGUGAAUAUCAUGAGUCAAUUGAAAAGAAAAGAGAUCUUUCAGAAAAUGUAGUCUAUCAAAAUGAAGAGGGCAAAUGGGUCACUGACCUUGCCUAUUAUACAUCUUUUGAUAACAAACAAGAUGUACAGAUGUCUCCAAAUAAUGGGAUAAAUGAAGAUUUCAGAUCUGGUUCUGAAGCAUUGGAUUUGAUUGCACGAGAUGAAGAAGAAUUUAAUAAAGAGCAUCAGUUUGUACAGGCAGAAAACAUAGAUGUUCAGAACAUUUCAGCUACAUUUGGGGAUUCAUCCUGGGUAGCUACAAUUAAUUUUAAUCUGUUGAAGAAAUCACAUAAUACAUCAGAAUUUGACCCAGAUGAUGCCAGUUAUUUACGUCUAUCAUUAGGAGAGUUCUUUGCUGAAAGAUCUGAAGCUCUUGGUUGCCUUGGUGGUGGUAAUAGUGAGAAAAGACCAUCGUUUGGUUAUUUUAUUAGAUCACCAGAGGAGAGAGAACCUGUUGCUUUAAUACAAAAAUCUGAUGUGUCAAGAGAUAAUUGGGAGGAAGAAAUAGCUCAUCCUAACCCGGAUCAAUUUUCAGAAGAUGUAAAUGAAACAUCCCAGGCACAGCUAAGUGAAGGAUCAGUCACACUACAGGCAGAAACACUGGAGAGUAUUUCACAAGUGGAUGAACAUGAUGUGACAUUAACUGCCAAUAAAGUCAAAACAGAGGAUACUUCCUUCAGUAGUGUCAAACACAAGGAAUGCAAUGACUCACUGCAUAAUGAUGGUGAUUCUGUACUUAGGAUCAGCACCAUUGCCUCAGCAAUUGCAGAUGUGUCAGUGAGUGCUGAUCCUGCCCAGCUCGUUGUCAUGAUGAAGGCACUUAGAAAUAAAACCAGAGACAAGACUUCUUACCAAGAUGAUAACCAGAAGGGCCAUUCCACAGUGUCUCAUCCCUUACCUAAUGACUUAGAAAAAAAUAAUGGGUACACUGCAUUUGAUAUGGAAAAAUACCUUAAGAAGACAGAAGUUAGUAGGUCUGAAGGUGGAUUGGAAGAGCCUUCAAGGGCUGGCACAUCUGAUAUUUGGAAUUUAUCUUUACCAAAAGAACAAACUAUUCAAGACAUCCAUAUGGUUGACUCAUGUGCUACUAAUAUAAUUAUAAGGGAACCAAAAGAAAAGAUAGCAACUCUUUUUUGUGAUGAAAAUGGAGAACAGGACAAUCAGGAGCCACUUGGAACCGAAGAUUCUUCAGGCUCAGUUCUUAAAAUUACAAGAAUAGUUGAUACAAAGACGUGUUUCAUUGAUAAUAAUAAAUUGUCAGAUAUGCAUAACAAUGAGAAAGAAACUUCCUCAGUUUCUACUCCAACAACCAAUAGCUACUCAUCAGUAAGGAACCCCAGAAUAACAUCCCAUUGCUUCUUACAAGAGUAUGAAGAAAUACGUGAAAAUAGAGAAAAUCAGAAUCAAAAAGAGUGUGUUAGUGAAGCAAGCAGCAGUGACAAGCAUGUGACUUUUGAAGAACAGUGCAAUGUCCCAUCUGAAAGUGAUGGUUUGAAAAAUACCUCUCCUGAGCAUGCUGGGUCUGGCUUACAGGAGGAUCCGGAGAGCUUCAGGCCUUCUACCUCAUCACUCAGCCAUUCUCCUAGUGAAAUUUCUGGAACAAGUUUAUCAAGGUGUGCUUCCGAGUGUCUUGCUUCAAUAGCUCAUCAUCAGAAGCUCUCUUCUGAGAGUGAGUUGUCUCAGUCGGUAUGUUCCCAUACUGAUGAUAUGAGCAGGCUGACAUAUAUGUCUGAACAGGAGAGUACCUGUCCAGCCACAACUGCUGACAGUUGCCCGGAGGACCACAAGAGUGAUAUCACCAGUGAAUUGAGCAGCACAAUUACGCAAGCCGAUCUAACUCUAUCGGAGGAACAGGCUAUUGGAAAUCUUAGAGAAAAAGUACCAGUUCAUAACAGAAGAAAAGGAAUAUUAUCAUGUAUUGCUCAAAGCAAGUUUGAUUUGGAAAAAGGAACUGAAACCACUUCUUUGAGUAGCAGACCUGAGGAUGGAGAAUCUUAUUUUACAUCGAGUCAGGAUUCUUCCUCGAAAAGUAGAGAGCCUGUGGGAACCAGUGAGGAAGGUUUGACACCAAACCCCAGUGAACUAGACCUGAUCAGUCUGACUCUGCUGAGCAAAGCAGAUGUGGGCCUUCAGGCUGGAUCAGCCUCAUCACAUCUUUCUGGGUCAAGCCAGAAGACUACAGAAGAAGGUCAGAGGAUAACUUCUAAAGACCCUUCAACUGCCAGCAGUGAUACCAGUGGCCAGAUUCUUAAUCAGAGCACUUUGGGAAACCAGCUCAACCUCCCUCCAUGUCUUAUGGGUCAUGGCUCUGCUGUUGAUAUGCAAAACAUGCCUGCUGUGCACCCUUCACUUUGGACCGGACAUUCUGUGAGCACAGCUCCCUUGGCCCAGCAGUAUUUGGGGACCUUCCCUUCAACUGCAAAUGUUAACAGGCCUCCGUGCCAUGCAGGUAGCACUUCAGUCUGUGGAUUCUCUGGAUAUUCUUACCCUUCUGUUGCUGGAGAACAUAUGGCUAUGGGGAUAUGUUUAGGACCAACUCUUGCUUCCGGAUUGAUGGGUCCCUCUUCCUUUUGUAACUCAUGUUCUAAUGCCUUACGUCAGAACCUGUUGAGUACAGCAAAACCUUUUUCAGUGCAAUCUGUUGGUGCAAACUGUGGAAUUGAACAGUGGAAUUCAGGAACCAUGCCAAGAUUUGGGAAUGUCAGAGUGCCCGAGGAAUUGAAGUUUCCUCAUGCUUGCUGUGUUGGUAUUGCUUCGCAGACCCAUCUGAGUGUGCUUAAUCCAACUGACCGCUGGCUACAAGUUAGCAUCGGGGUUCUCAGUGUUAGUGUUAACGGUGAGAAGGUGGACCUUUCAACAUACCCUUGUUUAGUUUUCAAGAAUAAAGUCAUUAUAAGACCUCAUGUUACAGAAGAGAUAAAAGUACUUUUUAUACCAUCCAAUCCUGGGAUUUUCAGAUGUAUAUUCAGCGUCACAUCUUGGCCAUUCUCAGCAGAUACUGAAACGAUAGUACAAGCAGAAGCUUUGGGAAGCAGAGUCAUCCUCACAGCGAUUGCCGAGGCCCCUGCUAUUGAGGUAGAAACAGAAAAGAAAGGUGUUCUAGAUUUUGGUGACUUGACAUAUGGAGGCUGGAAGGUUCUCCCACUGAAAGUGAUAAAUAGGACGAAUGCUGUGGUGCCUAUCAGAAUGAUUAUUAAUGCUAAUGCCUUUGCAUGGCGCUGCUUCACAUUUUCAAAGGAACCUGUGCAUGCUUCUCUGAAAGCUGCUCCUUACGCUGAUGUGAUUGCUCAGCUAGCGGCUCCAUCCGUGGUCAGUCACAUCAUGCCAGCCAGUUUUGAUGGACAGGACCCAGAAUUUCUGAUAGUUUGGGUGCUGUUCCAUAGUCCAACGAAACCAGUAACUUCUUCAGAGAUUCUAGACUCAGCAGAAGAAUUCUUGGCAAGAGUUGAUAUAGAAGUUGACAGCCCAAAUCCUACACCAAUUCUUAUGAGUGUGAGUCUCCGAGCAAGAGCAGGCAUAGCUAGAAUUCAUGCCCCCAAGGAUUUACAGACUGUGCAUUUGUUGGCCAGUGUGAAUUCCUCAAUGAAGCAGCACUUGCCUUUGAAAAAUGCUGGGAAUAUCGAGGUUUAUUUAGAUAUCAAGGUCCAAGAACAAGGAAGUCACUUUUCAGUGGAUCCAGAGAAUCUGUUUCUUAGACCUGGAGAAGAACAUGAAGUGACAGUUUCAUUUACACCAAAGGAUCUCAAAUCCUGUGAGGAAAGGAUCUUGAAAAUAUUUGUGCAGCCAUUUGGACCUCAGUAUGAAGUACUGUUAAAGGGUGAAGUCAUUUCUUCAGAAAGCACACCUUUGCCUGGACCCUGCUGUUCAGAUAUUCCAUCAAUUUUGUCCAACAAACAGUUUCUGACUUGGGGUGGUGUACCUCUUGGUAGAACACAGCUUCAGAAACUAGCUUUAAGAAGCAAUUCUACAUCUACAACCCAGCACUUGCGACUGCUCAUUAGAGGACAAGAUCAAGAUUGCUUUCAGUUUCAGAAUACUUUCGGCUCAGAAGAGCGGUUGACCAGUUCUUGUGAGAUCAGAAUACACCCCAAAGAAGACAUUAUAGUCUCUGUAUUAUUUACACCUACUCGAUUAUCUUGUAUGUUGGCCAAACUAGAAAUCAAACAACUUGGAAAUCGAUCACAACCAGGCAUUAAGUUCAUGAUACCUUUGUCUGGAUAUGGAGGAACAAGUAAUCUUAUUUUGGAAGGUGUUAAAAAAUUAUCUGACAGUUACAUGGUGACAGUGAAUGACUUAAUUCCUGGCAAAGAAAGUAAAAUUGUUUUUUCUGUCCGAAACACUGGCUCUCGAGCAGCUUUUGUUAAAGCAGUUGGCUUUAAGGAUUCUCAGAAAAAAAUUUUGCUGGAUCCUAAAGUAUUAAGGAUUAUUCCAGAUAACUUUAUACUCAAGGAAAGAACACGAGAAGAUGUUACUUUAAUAUAUAAUCCAUCUGACAGAAAGAGUGAUAAUAACACUGCGACAGAACUGUCGACUAUAUACUUCUUUGGUGGUGAUGAAAUUUCCAGACAGCAGUAUCGAAGAGCCUUGCUGCAGAAACCUGGAAUUAUAAAGCAGAUACUUCCAGAGCAUAGUGUAUUGCAAAACAUUAAUUUUGUUGAAGCAUUUCAGGAUGAACUACUGAUAGAGGAAGUACAUGAUCUUCCCCAACGGCCUAACGAUAUUCAGCUAUUUUAUGGAAACAUGCGUAAAAUUAUGCUUUCAGUAAUUGGAGAAUUCAGAGAUUCUGUUCCUAACAGAGAACUUCUUCAGCCUUCUCCCAAAGCUAGCUUGGAAUCUAAAAGUGAAUUGAGACCUUCUGAUAAACAUGGUGGCAAUAUCUCUUUGGAUGUUUUACCAGUUAAAGGUCCUCAAGGGUCUCCUUUUCUCUCACAAGCUGCCCACUCAUCUCAAGAUACAGCAGCCUCUGAAGAGAUGUGGACCAUCCAACCUGAACACUUAAUUCUGGUAGCUCCUUCUUCUUGUGAUAUGACAAAAACUGGACGUUUCCAGAUUGUUAAUAAUUCUGUCAGGUUGCUGAAAUUUGAACUAUAUUGGCCAGCCCAUUGCCUGACAGUCACACCACAACACGGAUUUAUUGCACCAGAGAGUAAACUACAAAUUCUUGUGAGUCCUAAUUCUUCCUUAUCCACAAAACAGUCUAUGUUCCCAUGGAGUGGCUUGAUCUAUAUUCACUGUGACAAUGGACAGAAGAAAUUCGUGAAAGUUCAAAUUCAAGAAGAUUUGACUCAAGAUGAACUUUUGACUCGUUUGGCUUCUAGCACAUUUGGAAUUCUUAACACCACAUCUGAACCUCCCAUUAGUCAUGUGAUAAAACCAGUAGUAAAGCCAUCUUCCACAAAAGUUGAAAUAAGAAACAAGAUGAUUACUUUUCCUACAACAGAAUCUGGUAAAACUUCAGAGAACUAUCUGGAAUUUGAGAAUCAUGGUCCUGUGGAUGUGAAGUGGCACCUGUCAUCUUUUGCUCCCCCGUAUGUCAAGGGAGUUGAUGAAAGCGGAGAUGUUUUUAGAGCAACAUACACAGCAUUCAGAUGUUCUCCGAUUUCUGGUACACUGGAAAGGAAUAGAAUCCAGAAGGUCUCCAUCACAUUUUUGCCCAGAGAUAGAGGGGAUUAUGCCCAGUUUUGGGAUAUUGAGUGUCACCCUGUUAAAGAGCCUCACAUGCAACACACUUUGAGAUUCCAGCUCUCUGGAAAAAGCAUCAGAGCAGAAAAUAAACCUGGAAAGGCACGCUCUUCCACUGAUAGACUCAUUAAAGUAGAUAAUGUAGGUAUGUCCCGAAAGUGUGCUUCAUUGGAGGCUUCUGCUCUCCCACUUGGCAGGCAAGGUGAUUUGAGUCAGCGUGGCGUAUAUGCCCCAGAAGAUGUGUAUGUGUUCCUGCCAACCAGAGUCGGGGAAUCACGGACACUGAAAGUUAAUCUGAGGAAUAGUUCUUUCAUUACACACUCACUGAAGUUUUUGAGUCCCAGAGAGCCUUUCCACAUCAAGCAUUCCAAAUACUCUUUGCGAGCCCGGCAUUACAUCCAUAUCCCAGUGCACUUCAGACCAGAGGCUGCAGGCAGAUUUGAAGCAUUGCUUAUUAUUCAGACAGAUGAGGGCAAAAGUGUUGCUGUUCGACUCAUUGGUGAAGCCCUUGAAAAAAAUUAGAAUACAUGUUGUAUAAAUUACCUGUUAUAUUUGGGAACUUUGUUUUUCUGCACUACAAUUAUGCUGUUGUAUAUAUAUUUGUGUGAUAAAUUUGAUGUGUGUAACUAUAUAUUUUUGUUUAUUUGUUUUGAGAAGUUAAUCCUGAAAACCUGGCUAAAAUAUCAUGUUUUUAGCACAAAGUAUUGUAUUAACUUCUACAAAAGAGAAGAGAAAUCUAUUUUUGCACUGAUUAUGGUAUUCUAAAUAAAUACAGAAUAUGUUUGAUUGUGGUAUAUCCAGAAAUAAACUUAAUUUUCUAUUGAA